ACUCCAACCCUGGAAAUUGCGCUGCUGCUCGUCCUGCACGUUUUCUGGAAUAAGGACUUAAAAGUCUUUGCAUAUUGCGACCCCCCCUCUCCCGUCUCUCUUUCUGCUUUUCCUAAGGAAACACUUGCACGCAGUAUGUGGAAUAACGCAGGUGAGGAAAGAAGAAAAACACUAUUUGAUGAAGAUUUUUGUUGUGAAAAAUCCGCCGAAGUCCGCGUGGGAUCUUUCAUAUUAUCCCCGCACGUUUUGAUUUUUUAAAAAGUCCAACCUUGGUCACUGAGGAGGAAAGAGACAGUCAAAAUGAAUUUCAACAGCUCCAGCCUGGAGGACGGGAUGGAGGCAGAAAACAUCUCCUCUAAUUCCACUUCUCAGAGCCAGUACAGCCAGCUGGCCAUCUGGGGUCUGGCUGGACUUGUCAGCUUCCUCAUUUUGUUUACAAUAGUCGGGAACGUCUUGGUUGUCAUCGCUGUGUUAACGAGCAGAGCACUGAAACCACCCCAGAACCUUUUCCUGGUCUCCCUGGCCAGUGCGGACAUACUGGUGGCCACCCUCGUCAUGCCCUUCUCUCUGGCAAAUGAACUCAUGGGCUAUUGGUUUUUUGGUAAAGUCUGGUGUGACAUCUAUCUGGCUCUGGACGUUUUAUUCUGCACCUCUUCCAUUGUUCACCUGUGCGCCAUUAGUCUGGACAGGUACUGGUCGGUGACACAGGCUGUAGAGUACAACUUAAAGAGGACACCUAAAAGAGUUAAAGGGAUGAUUGUGGUGGUUUGGUUGAUCUCGGCUGUCAUCUCCUUCCCACCGCUCAUAUCGAUGGACAGGAGCAGCAAUGAGGCCAGUCCCCAGUGUAUCCUGAACGACGAGACCUGGUACAUCCUCUACUCCAGCAUUGGAUCAUUCUUUGCCCCAUGCGUUAUCAUGAUCCUGGUAUAUAUCCGCAUCUACCAGGUGGCAAAGACCAGGACCAGAACAAUGUCAGGGAAGAAGAGGGAUGUGGACUCUCCGCGGGAGAAUGGGAUGGACAAGGCUGAGCCAGGUGGGUCAAUCAAGUCCAACAGGGGCGGGAGCAUGAAGGACCAGGAACGUGAGAAUGGGCACUGCCAGGAGCAGGCAGCUCAGUCCCCCCUACCCAACGAGCCGAAACACGCGUCGACAGACCAUGACGAGGACUUUGAGGACAGCAGCUCAUCGGAUGAGAAGCCUAAAAAAAAUUCCACCUCCUCCAAACAUCACCACGAUGACAGGAAAGACAGGAAGUCCAGCCGGAAGAGCAGCUCCGCCUCUAAAUACUCCAGCAGAAAGUCACGUGCCAGUUCCAAGUCCAUGGAGCUGUUUUCAUCUCGCCGCAAACGCAGGAGCACCGUCAACCGGAAGAAGAUCUCUGCCGCUAGGGAGAAACGCUUCACCUUUGUCCUUGCUGUGGUCAUGGGCGUAUUCGUCGUGUGCUGGUUCCCCUUUUUCUUUUCCUACAGCCUGUACGGCAUCUGCCGGGAGCCGUGCCAGAUCCCAGAGACCCUGUUCAAGUUCUUUUUCUGGAUUGGCUACUGUAACAGCUCCCUAAACCCAGUCAUCUACACCAUCUUCAACCAGGACUUCCGCAGAGCCUUCCAGAAGAUCCUCUGUAAGUCUUGGAAACGCUCUUUCUGAGGGAGGGGGGACUUCCUGCAUGGCUGGGUUUCUAAUAGACAUCUUCUCCCUGCAGACGUACAUUUGAACUGUUCUGAGCUGUGUGAUUAAGUGCUGGCCCGGGGUGCUUCCACACCUUUACUUUCAGGGAUUGCACUUGAAAUGAAGGGAUGCUUCACAGAUCAAAGUGUUGAAGGGACAGAAAUGGUGUUUAAAGUACAAGGGUAAGCGCUGUGAUCAUUUUCACAGAGGAGGCUUUCAUCAAACACCAUUCAGGCUGCUCUCGGACUCUGAUGUGGGCUUCGCCUCAUUCACCCUCCUCACUGACUAUCUCUCCCGUUGUUAAAUUACAAUGCACUAACUCACAACAGUCGAAUGUGAUGCAUGCACACCACAGUGGGCUGAACUGGAGGAACUGCACAGGAGGAGAAUGGUUUACAGAGACUCUUACCUUAUAAUGUGACCUCAUUCACUGAUUCUAAUGCGAAGGCCUUGACAAUCUCCUCACAAUCAUUGUUUGUGAGGUGAGAUAGUGGGAUCACUCUUCUCUCUCUGUCUCCUACUCAGUUUUUCUCUACCUUUCUAUUAUUUCUCAACACGAGGACCAAUGGGACGAAGGGGCUUCUUGCUUACUGUUUCAGUAGCAAAACCGUGUCACAAAAAAAAAAGAGACUUAUCCUCAAAAACUCCAAGUAAUAUUUCUGCUACAUUGUUUUGUGUGAGGCUCAAUGUCUAAUGUGUAAACUGUGAGGAGAACUACAGGACGUGUGUUUUUUUUUUUUUGUGAACUUUGUGUUUGUGUUUGGAUACUGUGGGAUGUACAGUCCAGUGGGUCUCCAGCAGCUUCCUCUCCAUGACGUGUGUUUGCACCCUCCUCUCCCCUCUGAGAAAAGAGAUGGAAUACAGAAGUACCCCUGGGACAGAUGUUUAACUGUGUCUGUGCGUGUGUGAAAGAGAAUGGAAGGACAAAUUGAAUAACAUAGGAACUGUGUUGUGAUAAAGUGAGUGAGCCGCAUCUUAUCCCAACUGCCAGUUAGUGAUUGUGUGUUUGUGAGCCUGAUUCUUCCUGGUCAAGUGUCUGUUUCCUCUCCUCCAUCCUAUUUUCUGUCACAGGUCCUUUCUCUCUCUUAGGCCCUUAGCCAUAGAAAAAGCCAAACACCUUAUUGCUCAGUUUUAUUGUCUGCUGCUCACACGCACACACACGCACAUUGUUAUUAUAUCAUAAAGACAUAAAAAUGACUUAUACAGUCAAUAUUUUCACCUUUACAUUUCAAGCAUUUACAGCCUGAAGGGCUAAUGCUUUUUUCCUUGUGUAAAUAAGUGAGAACACUACAGUAUUAUUGUGUGGCACCUUGUAACCACACAUGUAUCGAUAUGAUAAAAAUGUAUUGUUUGUAUAAUGAACAACGCUCUGAAGGGUUUUCAUGUGAC
Paralichthys olivaceus (Japanese flounder) is the source of this 3054-nucleotide messenger RNA. It is a transcript of the gene adra2c, whose product is annotated as adrenoceptor alpha 2C. Gene Ontology annotation, biological process: adenylate cyclase-activating adrenergic receptor signaling pathway; regulation of smooth muscle contraction; platelet activation. The record is from RefSeq and is a predicted model, not a curated record. NCBI's taxonomy places the organism in Eukaryota, Metazoa, Chordata, Actinopteri, Pleuronectiformes, Paralichthyidae. Gene Ontology annotation, cellular component: plasma membrane. Gene Ontology annotation, molecular function: epinephrine binding; alpha2-adrenergic receptor activity.